Messenger RNA from Nicotiana tabacum (common tobacco), 1092 nucleotides. Lineage: Eukaryota; Viridiplantae; Streptophyta; Magnoliopsida; Solanales; Solanaceae. The record is from RefSeq and is a predicted model, not a curated record.
AUGGCUGCAGAAAGAGCCCCGAAGCCUCAGAGAAAUUCUAAAAGCGCGGUCCACACAUUAAAUUGUGCGACUGCAAAAGCUGGCACCAUUAUCUCAUCACCUGCUACUUCUAGUUUGCCCUCGACCACCAGUUCUCAUAAGUCUCCAGUAAAAUUACAUUCCACCUCUACUCCGACAUUGAGUGAAGAUGCUUCCAGCUCUCCUUUGCAGCAGUCAAGCCUACUACCAUUAGCCACAUUGUCACAUUUGCCACUUAUUUUAAGUCAACUUGAUGUCAAUUAUACUUUCUUGCAAGGCACUUUAGAAGAGAAAGUUUAUAUGGAACAACCCCUUGGUUUUGUGAAGUAUCAGUACCCUUCUCAUGUUUGCAGACUUCACAAGGCAAUCUAUGGUCUUCGUAAAGCACCUCGAGCUUGGUAUAUGGAGUUUAAGAAUUUCAUAUGUUCCAUUGGGUUUGCUCGUUCCAAAUUAGAUACCUCUCUGUUUACAAUGCGUGGUCCAGGUUUUGUUCUUUUCCUACUCUUGUACGUAAAUGAUAUUAAUUUGACGGACUCAUCCAACGCCAAGAUACUUCAAGUCAACAAAGCACUUGUUGCCCGCUUCUCGCUCAAAGACUCAACUGUGCUCACUUAUUUUCUUGGUGUUGAAGUUUGUCGAACUACCACAAGUCUUUAUCUCUCCCAGAAGAAGUAUAUUACUGAUUUUCUUCAUCGGCUCAAUAUGUUUGAUGCCAAAGGUGUUACCACACCUCUUGCAGGCUCUGUUAUACUUAAACUUACAGAUAGAUCUGCCCCUACGGAUCAAAAUUCAUGCACCAGCCAACCCACCUCCACUGGCGAGCUGCCAAACGUGUUCUGUGCUAUCUCAAGGCUACAUCUACCAUUUCUCUUUAUCUUGAUCUGUGCCUCGUUUGAUCUCAUUACUUACUUGGACUCUGAUUGGAGUGGAAAUCCAGUUGAUAAAUGCUCUACUAGUUCUUACGUUGUGUUCCUUGGAAUCUUACCUAUUAGUUGGUCUUCUAAGAAGCAACAGACAGUAGCUCACUCCUCCACUGAAGCUGAAGAUAAGACCAUUGCCAACGUAGCCACAUAA